Molecule: messenger RNA, 2399 nt
Organism: Triticum aestivum (bread wheat)
Lineage: Eukaryota; Viridiplantae; Streptophyta; Magnoliopsida; Poales; Poaceae
Product: protein FAR1-RELATED SEQUENCE 5-like
Exons: 2
Coding region: 220-1320 (366 amino acids)
Source: RefSeq, a predicted model, not a curated record
UCCCCAGCCCAUCGGUCGCCGUUGCCUGAGUCGCACUUGGGCGGCCGCUCCGUCUCCCGCCCUGCGGUCGCCGCCGCAAGAUCUUGGACGGCCCCAAGAUCUUCAACGGCGCAGCCGCCCCGCGCCGCCCGGCGGCCCUCUAUCUCCGUCGCAGGAUCUUCUGACGGCGCCCGAGAUCGGUUCCUCCGCGCGUCGUGAUCCCUCGCAUAGGAUAUCGGCAUGGCUGGUGAAGGCAUCUCGAUAGAUGAAUUUAUGGAGUACGACUCAAUGGUCAGGCAGACAUUUAAAAGUGAGAACGAAGCGUACAAGUUCUACUUAGCGUAUGCGGAGAGCAAAGGGUUUGGUGUUAGAAAGGGCGAUCUAAAAUAUAAGGGAAACAAGGAAAAUGCAUACCGGAGGACGUUUGUGUGCUGCAAACAAGGAUAUCGUGACGUAAAGCACUUUGAUGAAACCGACAAGAAAAGGACACCAAGGGCACUCUCUCGGUGUGGUUGUCCUGCUCUUUUGCAGGUUGAGCUUCAAGCAAGCACUGGGUUGUGGUUUGUAAAGAAUUUUGUUGACCAACAUAGCCAUCCAUUCAUAAAUCCUGAGUUGUCACCUUUCCUGUGGUCUCAUCGUGGCCUGAACGACCCACAGAAGGCGGAUGUCAUUGAGUACUCGGUUGGUGGACUUCGCACACAUCAGAUAAUGGAUGUGAUGGAGAAGCAGGCUGGUGGUUUCGGCAAGGCUGGAUUUAUAUCUCGCGAUCUGUAUAACCAUGUCGCAUUGGAGAAGAAGAAAAAGAUAGAAGGUAGCGAUGCUCAGUUUAUGCUGAACUACAUGACAGCACAACAGAUGAAAGACCCAGAUUUUUUUUACAGAUACACCACAGACAUUGAUGGGCAUCUGCAGAACAUAUUCUGGGCAGACGCCCAAUCUCGCUUGGACUAUGUUGCAUUUGGUGGUGUGGUGGUGUUUGACAGCACAUACCGGUCAAACAAAUAUAGGUUGCCAUUUGUUCCAUUUGUGGGGCUGAACCAUCACCGUAGCACAGUCGUGUUUGGGGUUGGUCUUGUAUCCGGCGAAUGGGCUGACUCAUAUGAGUGGCUGCUUCAGGUUUUUUUGGAGGCAAUGCACCAGAAGCAUCCCAUUUCAACGAUCACAGACGGCGACGCUUCAAUGGCCAAAGCCAUAUCAUCAGUCUGGCCUAGCACAUAUCACCGUCUGUGCAGCUGGCAUAUCGAGCAGAAUAUGGUGCUUCACCUCCGAAAGGAAAAGCUUAAGGAAUUUAGGAAAUUUAUUUACUAUGCCAUGGAUGUUCAUGAGUUUGAGAGACGCUAGUUGGCUUAUAAGAAGAGAUUUAGAAUCACAAGGAAAAAGAAAGAUGCAUGGAUUCAUAGGAUGUACGAGCUGAGAGAGAAGUGGUCUGUAGCAUAUAACAAGGAAAGGUAUUUCCUAGGGAUGUUGAGCAAUCAGAGGAGUGAGUCUCUAAACUCGAGGCUUCAUGUACACCUGAAUAGGAGAAUGAAACUCAUUGAUCUCGUGCAACACGUUGAACACUGUGUGUCAGUUUUGCGUCGGAAUGAAGCAGCAUUGGACGCUGUAGCUUCGCACACAAUCCCCUUCACUAGAUUGACUGCCGACCCACUUGAGAUAAGUGUGUCAUCUAUUUAUACCCCUGUUAUGUUCAGUAAGGUAAAGGCUGAGAUUGUCAACUUAUCAAGAUGGAAUGUUCUUGAGGUGGAAGAGGACACUGGUUUGGUUAGCUAUGGAGUUGCUCGCAAAGAGUCGGUGCACGUUAGGUUCCAUGUCAUAUGUAUUUUUGAUGGAUCUAAGAUGGAGAGUGCAUAUUGUGGAUGUAGGAAGAUGGAAAGCAAGGAUUUUCCAUGUGCUCAUAUAUUUUGCGUUCUGAAGUACAAUGGGAUAUGCACCAUCCCCGCAUGUUGUGUGAAGGCUAGAUGGACAAUGCAAGCCAAGCCUGCUUUUGGUUCUGUGAGGAGUGCCAAUACACAUAUAUGGUCAGAACAGAUGGAUAAGUACCAUGAACUGCGCAAUAUGGCUAGUGAGGCUUUAUUCACGGCCUCAGCUAGCGAAAUGCAGUCAGAAAAGGUGAUGGAGUACCUGAGGAGCAUAUUGGACGAGGGCAACAGAAAUGAUGUGAAUACUGGCACACCAUCAUUUGUUCCUAUGCCGGCGUAUUUUUCUGGGGCGCGGCAAUGGUUUACAAAUCAAGUUCAAGACCCUAAACCAAUAAUAAAUCCCAAAGGCAGACCAGCCAAAGAAUCGAAUAAGAGGUUGAAGCCAUUCCUGGAGAAUUUGAAAGCAAAAAAGAAAACAUUGAAGUAAGUGUUUGGUCAUUGUGAUGUGUACUGCAUAUGUUCAUUUCUUGGUUGCAGCCUGUCAAUAUGGUUUACUUUUUG